UCCAGCCUGUUGCUGAUGCUGCCGCGGGGCGUUCGUCAUGGAGCUGGCGCCGCGGAGCUCUCCGGUUCCUCUGCUGCUGCUGCUGCUUCUGGGCCUGAGCACGGGAGCUGUCAUCGACUGGCCCGAAGAGGAGGGCAAGGAAGUAUGGGAUUAUGUGACUAUCCGGAAGGAUGCCCACAUGUUCUGGUGGCUCUAUUAUGCCACCAGCCCCAGCAAGAACUUCUCAGAACUGCCCCUAGUCAUGUGGCUUCAGGGUGGUCCAGGUGGUUCCAGCACUGGAUUUGGAAACUUUGAGGAGAUUGGGCCCCUUGACAUUGAUCUCAAACCACGAAGAACUUCCUGGCUCCAGUCGGCCAGUCUCCUAUUUGUGGAUAACCCUGUGGGCACUGGGUUCAGCUACGUGAACAAGAGUGACGCAUAUGCCAAGGACCUUGCCACUGUGGCGUCAGACAUGAUGGUUCUCCUGAAGACCUUCUUCAGUAGCCACAAAGAAUUCCAGACGAUUCCAUUUUACAUUUUUUCCGAGUCCUAUGGAGGAAAAAUGGCUGCUGGCAUCAGUCUAGAACUUUAUAAGGCCAUUCAACAAGGAACCAUCCAGUGCAACUUUGCCGGGGUUGCUUUGGGUGACUCCUGGAUCUCCCCUCUUGAUUCGGUGCUCUCCUGGGGACCUUACCUGUACAGUGUGUCUCUUCUUGACAACCAAGGUCUGGCAGAGGUGUCUCAGGUUGCAGAACAAGUGCUGGAUGCUGUAAAUAAGGGACAUUACAAAGAGGCCACCCAGCUGUGGGAGAAAGCAGAAAUGGUCGUUGAAGAGAACACGGAUGGGGUGAACUUCUAUAACAUCUUAACUAAAAACACUCUCAUGUCUACAAUGAAGUCAAGCCUAGAAUUCACCCAGAGUCACCUAGUUCGUCUUUCCCAGCGUCACGUGAAAUACCUACAACUGGACGCCUUAAGUGAGCUCAUGAAUGGUCCCAUCAGAAAGAAGCUCAAAAUCAUUCCUGAGGAUUGCUCCUGGGGAGGCCAGGCUACCGACGUCUUCCUGAACAUGGAGGAGGACUUCAUGAAGCCGGUCAUCAGCAUUGUGGACGAGUUGCUGGAAGCCGGGGUCAAUGUGACGGUGUAUAACGGACAGCUCGAUCUCAUCGUGGACACCAUGGGUCAGGAGUCCUGGCUGCGGAAACUGAAGUGGACAGAACUGCCCAAAUUCAAUCAGCUGAAGUGGAAGCCCCUGUACUGUGACCCUAAAUCUUCGGAAACGUCUGCUUUUGUCAAGUCCUACAAGAACCUGUCUUUCUACUGGAUUCUCAGAGCCGGGCACAUGGUUCCAUCCGACCAAGGGGACAUGGCUCUGAAGAUGAUGAGGCUGGUGACUCAGCAAGAAUAGGAUGGAGUGGGCUGGAGGUGAGCUGACUUGGCCUCAGGGCACAAGAGCUGAAGCCGGCACCCUGAAGCUGUAGGAAGCACCGAUCUCCCCAGGAAUCCGACCUGGACUGUGAUUGUCCCUGUCAGCUUCCACACAGAACAAAAUCAUUGCCUCUGUGGCAGCUUGGAGAUCAUUUCUGCUUCUGAAAAAAAUCUAAGUUUUUUUUGUUUUUUUUGUUUGCUGAGGAAGAUUAGCCCUGAGCUAACAUCUGUGCCAGUCUUCCUCCACUUUAUGUGUGAGUCACUGCCUCAGCAUGGCUGACAAGUGGUAUAUGUCCGUGCCUGGGAUCUGAACCUGUGAACCUGGGCUGCUGAAGCAGAGUGCUCUGAACUUAACCACUACGCCACGGAGCUGGCCCCUAAGUUUUUUUUUUUAAUGAAUUUGUUUUCAUCAACAUGAAGGAUUGAAAUAGAUUAACAUUUUCUUAUUACAAAAGCAAAUUAUGUGAUUUAUGGGAAAAAAGGGAAAUACAGAUAAACAAAGAACAAAAUAAAUACUCAUGUAUUCCCUUCCCAGGGAUAAGCACUGAUAUCCUUGCAAAUCCUUUUUUGCUAUAAAUAGAUACAUAUUUUUUACAAAAAUUAAUUCCUUACUGUGUCUUAUUUUACUGUCUGCUUUGUUCACAUCAGUAUGUCCUAAACACCUUUUCAUGCCAAUAAAUGUUCUUCUGUAACAUUUUUAAUGGCCGCUGAGCGCUCCAUUUUAUGCAUGUACCAUAAUUUAUGUACCAAAUGCCCGGUUGUUUCCCAUAAGCCAUUUCUAGUUUGUCGCUGUUAUAAACAGUGCUUGGUGAUUCAUCCUGAUAGUUAUAUUUUCAUGCACAUCCUUAUUAUUUUCUUACAAUAAAUUCCUAAGAGCAUGAUCAUUUUA
Molecule: messenger RNA, 2296 nt
Organism: Diceros bicornis minor
Lineage: Eukaryota; Metazoa; Chordata; Mammalia; Perissodactyla; Rhinocerotidae
Gene: SCPEP1
Product: serine carboxypeptidase 1
Exons: 13
Coding region: 38-1387 (449 amino acids)
Biological process (GO): proteolysis
Molecular function (GO): serine-type carboxypeptidase activity
Source: RefSeq, a predicted model, not a curated record